This is a messenger RNA of Hypomesus transpacificus, 2381 nucleotides long. RefSeq names its product telomeric repeat binding factor a (gene terf2). Bases 20 to 1930 code for a protein of 636 amino acids. The transcript is spliced from 11 exons. NCBI's taxonomy places the organism in Eukaryota, Metazoa, Chordata, Actinopteri, Osmeriformes, Osmeridae. The record is from RefSeq and is a predicted model, not a curated record. Gene Ontology annotation, cellular component: shelterin complex; chromosome, telomeric region; nucleus. Gene Ontology annotation, molecular function: protein homodimerization activity; telomerase activity; double-stranded telomeric DNA binding. Gene Ontology annotation, biological process: telomeric D-loop disassembly; negative regulation of telomere maintenance via recombination; protection from non-homologous end joining at telomere.
UCACACUGUGUUAGUAAGUAUGGCGGCAAACGAAAACAUGGAAGGAGAUGUGACAAACAGUGGCGGAAAUAUGAUCGUUGAAAGUGUCAUCAAUCGAUGGAUUGUGGAUUAUUAUACAUCAGUGGCGCUUUGUGCGUUUAGAAAUGGAAAGUAUAGAGAUUUCUGUGAAAUCAGGGACAUACUUCAAAAUCUGUUGGUUCGUCCGCUUGAAUCUACCGAUGUCAUGCCUAGGAAGAUACAAAUAAUGCAGUUUCUCUCCCGGAUUAAUGACGGUGAAAGACUGGACUGUUGCUUUGAGUCUGAGCCUGCUACACCACUGGAAUCAGCCUUCAUUAUAUUGAACAACAUCAGUGAGGAUUUAAAUGUUUGUCAGCAAGAUUUAAAGAAAGUGCACAAGUCAAUACGGGAGAUGCUGGUAAUACUCUGUAUCAAGAACAAGCAGUAUGACAAAGCAAAGGAAGCCUUAACAAGAUACUUCCCCAAAGGCAUGGUGGGAAAGAAAGCUAUUUUCAUGGGCCUGAUCAACAAGAAGAUUAACAAGCAUGUCGUGCUUGAGCAGGUUACGUACCAGCAGUUCAGGGAAGAGAUGGUGCAGUUCUGUGAGAGCCUGUUCUUUGAAAGUGUUCCUUUCCUGUCCAGGGUUGCAAAACAGCUCAUCGAGGGAAGAAAGGCUGCAGAGCAGAAAAAGAACACAACAGAGCAAGAUGCAAGCGUGGAUCUGCCACAGCCCCCGGCAGACAAGCCUGACACCAGUGCCCCUCCUCCUCUUCUUCUGAAUCGCCCGCACGUCGUGGAUGCGGUCACAGCUCUGGCCAAGGAGCUUGGGGAGGAAAAUUCAUUUGCACGGCUGGAGAACGAGUGGCAGAAGGGGAAAAAAAAAGAAUCAGGCCCCUUCUUCCUGUGCCUUUCCCCCAGCCCCUUAGAGGGCUCGGAUGCGGAGCCAGAUCAGGACGAUCCUUCCCAAAGAGACUCAGGCAGCAGAAUGGAGGCUUUCCAAGCCAACAAGUACCCAGCAACAGAGGUGGAGAUUGCCCCCAUGGUGCAGGAGGACCCCUUGGUGGAGUUAGUCCCCACGGUGCAGGAGGACCCCCUGGUGGAGGUUGUCCCCACGGUGCAGGAGGACCCCCUGGUGGAGGUUGUCCCCACGGUGCAGGAAGACUCCCUGGUGGAGGUUGUUCCCAUGGUGCAGGAGGUCCCCCUGGUGAAGGUUGUCCCCACAGUGCAGGAGGUCCCUGAAGAGGAGAAGGUUGCCAGAACCUUGCAGAAACGCAGUAAGCUGCACACUAUGGCCAGGCUGGUGAUGGAGCCAGACAGCCAAUUGUCCCAGCAGGAACCAGUGGCCUCUGAGCAGGAACCAGUGGCCUCUGAGCAGGAACCACCUGUAGUGGAGCUUGAGAAACUGGCUGGACCAUCCAGAAGUCUGGAGGACCCCCUGUCUUCUCAGCCAGCCUGCAGAACACCCACCAGGAAGCACCGCAAGCGACCAGCCCCUAGCGAGGUUGAUGAGAUUUCAAGUGAAAGUGACGUGGACGUGUGUGCUCUGGAUGACUCCUCAGAUGGAUCUCCCAAAAGACAAGCCAAGAAAAGUUCCACCCCCCAGAAGAAUCACACCCCUCAAAAGGGGGACCCCCACCAUAAGUGGAAAAAGUUGUUAAAUCAUGCAAAGGGAAUCAAGACUACGUGGAGUGAAGAAGACUCGCUCUUUAACACGCCUCUCAAAGACGGGUCAGGCGACAGCUCCUCUUCGAGAAAUUCAGGGGGCAAGAGGAGGAUGUGGUCCCUUGAGGAGACCGAGUGGUUACGGAAAGGAGUGGCCCGCUAUGGCGAAGGCCACUGGGAAAGAAUCAAGGCGUCUUAUCCGUUCGGCGAUCGAACUGCAGUCAACAUCAAGGACAGGUGGAGGACAAUGAAGAAACUAAAUAUAGCGUGAAAGGAGAAGUUUGAAAGACAAGAAAACUCAUGUCAGUUAAGAUGGUCCUGACGGGAAACCCUGAGGCUGACAGAAUAAUCAGAUCUUGGAAGAAAAAAAUGAUCUUCUUGAAAUGUAUGGUUCUGUUUGGCAUAUAAAGCUUGAAAUCUGUAAUGAACGUUCAAUUAUUAUAUUUUUAUCUGAUGUAUGUACAGGUAUUUUUUAGACUAGUUUUGUUAAAAUACAUGAGCAGAAAUGUACAUACAUAUGGAUUCAGGCAGCAUUUAUAUUUGAUAAAACAAUAUUUUUUUUAUGUUAUGCAAAUGAAGAUAUAAAUGUUUCCUUAGAUUUCUGUAUUUACUUAAAUGUCUAAGAACAAACUAAGUUCUAUUAGUAGCAUUUGAAAGCAACCAGGCUGUUUUUUCCUUCACCAGAGUGCAUGUCAGUACAGUGGUCUGACAAUAAACAAGUU